AUGGGUUCAAUAACAAACUCAGCCACGUCGACAGGUCCAGUCCCAGGGCUGUUAUGGGUCACCACCAGCGUCCAGAAAAAGGACCUACCCGCCUCGCUGCUUGACGCGUGGUACGAAGAGCACAUGGGCGACGUCCUGGCAUGUCCCGGCAACGGUGGACUUUUUCUGCGUUAUAAAAACAUUGAUCCGACCGCCGACGCAUACGUCGAUCCCAAAUUCGCAGAGCGCGGCACACCAGAAGCAUCUGAAAAGUGCAUUGGCGAGACACUAUGGCCUUACCUCGCCCUGGUGAAGCUGAGCGAUCUAGCCUGGCUGACCAGCAAGCAAUUCGACGACAUGCCCAGAACUUCCAAGUUGUUGCCUCUUGAGGCGGACGGGUCGACUGGGAGUGCGUUCAGCUGCUGGUGGGGAGCACUGCGAAGUUACGAAACUGUGGGCAAGAUUGACGACACCACUGGAAGCACCAGCCGGCCCAAAUACUUGCUUAGUGUACAGACGAGAACUGCAGAUGAAUCGAUUUGGAAGGCCUUGGAUGACAAGUACACGACGCAGCCAGGGUUUCGAGGAUCAAUCAAAUAUCGCAUCGUACAGGGGCUGUUGGAAUUCGGAGAACCGGGCACGAUGCCAGCCGGAAUGUCUCUGUAUCAUUUUGACGGGGAAGCACCUCCCUCUGUGUUCACGGAUGGCCAUGUUGUGAGGACUGAUGUGUGGGAGCUGACAAAGGAGGCGGGUGAUCUGUCGCUUCGUUUGUAG
Molecule: messenger RNA, 753 nt
Organism: Fonsecaea nubica
Lineage: Eukaryota; Fungi; Ascomycota; Eurotiomycetes; Chaetothyriales; Herpotrichiellaceae
Exons: 1
Coding region: 1-753 (250 amino acids)
Source: RefSeq, a predicted model, not a curated record